AUGUCUCAUAUAUCAAAUCUAUUGCGAAACUCCAGAAUUGCACAAGUACCAAAGACGGAGAAAGCAUUGUUUCAAGUGGGCAAUCCAACCCGUCCAACCCAUCAGGUGAUUGAAACAAAACCAUCCACUCUUCAACGUCAAGAAUGGGGUUUGAAAGCAAGUAUUCCAUCGAAAAUUAAAUCUAGGUACUUAGUGUUCAAUGACUUAGACACCCAAGAAAGAUUAACUUCUUUUGAGCCAAUUGGCCAAUACCAAUGGAAUAGAAUUAGAUUCCAAGAAAUGGGAUUGGCCCCUCGUUACGUUGAAGAAGAGAAAAAUCCAUUGUUCGAAGGUCAUACAAAGAAGUCUGGAAGACUGGCGCCAUUUAGCAAUGCUGUCCAUAUCACACCAACCACCCCUCGUUCAGAAAAGUCAAGAAAACUAAGGGACAUCAAUGUACACAGAGCUGAGUUUAAGCAAUGGAUAUUGGAAAAUCAUCCAGAAUCACUUGCAGGGAUCAAAAACGAAAACACCAAGUCGUUAAAAACUCUAGCUUCUGAAUUUUUACAUCAAAAAUUGGGCAAAUUAGACAUCAAUACUGCGUCAAAAACCGACUGGAAUGUUGUUGGUACUGGUGGGCUAACAUAUAACUUAAGAGGUAGACUAAGACAAUCUCCAAACGGCGUGAAACAAAAAACUGUUGUCCCAGGUAGAAUUUUAUCUCUCCAAGGUCCAGAUAGAGCCGUUGCUGUUGGUGGUUUUGUUGCAGAAGCAAAAUCUAUUGGCCGUAAUCCUCGUGCAUUGCAGUUUGACAUGGGUGAUUUCGUUAGACAACAAGUUUUGCCAUUUGUAAUCGAAGAUCCUAAGGUUGAAAGCGGAACUGUAACCCUUGCAGCUUCCCUAAUCGAACCAAAGAAUGAUUUCAAUUUUGCUCAAAAGAUUGGAUUAGGUCAACGUAGAACCCAGUUCAGUAGGACUAGUCCACACAAUGCAUUCCCCAAGAAGACGAUCAGAUCUAUCAGUGCUGAGGAAUCAAGAAAUCAAAGUGAAGAAUUUUUGAAUCUACUAAAGACUAAUGCCUAA
This is a messenger RNA of Kluyveromyces marxianus DMKU3-1042, 1062 nucleotides long. RefSeq names its product mitochondrial 37S ribosomal protein bS1m (gene MRP51). NCBI's taxonomy places the organism in Eukaryota, Fungi, Ascomycota, Saccharomycetes, Saccharomycetales, Saccharomycetaceae. The record is from RefSeq and is a predicted model, not a curated record. Gene Ontology annotation, biological process: mitochondrial translational initiation. The coding region runs from base 1 to 1062 and encodes 353 amino acids. Gene Ontology annotation, molecular function: structural constituent of ribosome. Gene Ontology annotation, cellular component: mitochondrial small ribosomal subunit. The transcript has a single exon.